UUUAGACUUGGAUCGCUGAAGCUACAGAAAGUUUCGAGUCCAGCGGAGGUGGUUAAAGAGCUGAUUGGUUACUGUCUGGACUGCUUGGGAAGACUGCAGGCAAAAACUGAGCAUCUGCAAAAAGAAAAUGAAAGACUUUUCAACGGCUGGAGUGAUGUGGAGAAGCGGCUGGAAAAAUGUGUGAAAGCUAAAGAAGAACUAGAGGCAGAUCUUUAUAACCGGUUUAUUUUGGUGCUGAAUGAAAAGAAGGCAAAGAUAAGAAACUUACAGAAGUUGUUGAAUGAAGCUAAAGAAUCUGCAGCAGAUGCCAAAUGUACAAGGGAUAGUAUAGCUACCACUCAGGUGGCUAUGGGGAGAGAAAAUGACUAUGAUGGCAGCACGGAUGAGGAAAGUGAAAAUUUAACACAGGCCUCAUUACCAUCAG
This is a messenger RNA of Cariama cristata (Red-legged seriema), 424 nucleotides long. It is a transcript of the gene XRCC4, whose product is annotated as X-ray repair complementing defective repair in Chinese hamster cells 4. Gene Ontology annotation, biological process: positive regulation of ligase activity; response to X-ray; immunoglobulin V(D)J recombination. Gene Ontology annotation, cellular component: DNA ligase IV complex; DNA-dependent protein kinase-DNA ligase 4 complex; nucleus. The record is from RefSeq and is a predicted model, not a curated record. Gene Ontology annotation, molecular function: DNA binding. The annotation marks the transcript as partial. Lineage: Eukaryota; Metazoa; Chordata; Aves; Cariamiformes; Cariamidae. The transcript is spliced from 3 exons.